Messenger RNA from Lolium perenne, 3122 nucleotides. Lineage: Eukaryota; Viridiplantae; Streptophyta; Magnoliopsida; Poales; Poaceae. The record is from RefSeq and is a predicted model, not a curated record.
CCUCCCGCUACUCCCCUGCCGCGUUUUGCCUCCAACUUGAUUCCACACACGCGCUACUCUCAGAUUCCAUCGCUCAGCUCAGGCACACAGCAAUUCGAGUCCCAGCGAAAGUUUUGACAGACAAACCGGGGGGCAACCGGACCGGAGCCAAACCGGACGGCACGCCGGAUGGUCCGGCCCAGGAUCCGGUCCAAUCGGCCCCCUGACCGGAUUUCGCAAUUUUGACUCCACUUUUUGCCCCAAAUUUUGACAACUUUCCGGAGCUCGUUUGACUCCAAAUUUUAACAGCAUCCCCCAAUUACUCUACAUAGGCCAUCUCUAAUUUUUAACGAUUUUUGGAGCCCAACUUUUGACCGCUCGUUUCGACCCAACUUUUCGGGCAUUGACUUAAUUUGCCCGGUUUCCGUUUUGGAGUGCCUUUGGUCCGUGAGAACCGCUUCCGCGCCUACACCAACACCGCGACAACGGCAUUGGCACCCCGGAUUCCGGCGCAUCUUCGACACCAUCGUCAUCACCAUCAUCGCAAGUUCGUGUGCUUGACACCGCCUAACGUCAAUAGGUAUAACUUGCCUCCCCUACCCCUUGUAGCCCAUUUCUUCCUUUGCGUACCUAUCCCAUUGAGAGUGGCUUUCCAAUUGUUGCGAAGCAUUGCACAAGUGUCACGACCGUGAGAGGGUGUGUGUGCGCGUUGUGUUGAGCAAAGCUCCGAAGCAAGCUCGGUGAGAAAGAUACACAAAAGAAGAAAAAGUGUGACAUAGAGAAAAAGAAAGCUUCUAAGCAUAGGAAAAAGAGUGAAAAAAAAGAGAAAAAGAAAAAAGAAAUAGACAAAAAAGUGUGUGUGCCACCGAUACAAAGGAGUCCAAAGCUUCUAAGCGCAAAGAGAGAAAGAGAAGAGUGGCAUUUGUGCAAAUCUUGUUGCUUCCCUCUUAUGCAACCGAGCUACGUUCUCUCUUGUGUUGGCGUGACGCCGAGCAUAUAGUCUUCGUUAGGACCAUUUUUGUCACUUGCUCAAUUCCUUGGUCGCGCUAACCCUAUUGUUCUCCUUUGUGUGCGUUUCCGUGUUUCCUUGACAUAGAUCACUACUUUUGACAUUUGACUUUGGAUCUUACCCACAUUUGACAAUAGACUUUUCCGUUGAUCUUUUUCGUUUGCUAUCCACCCCUUACCCACCACAUAUAGAGUUCUUAGCCUUUUGCGUGUGCUUUGAGUGUGUGUGUGAGUAACCCGAUACAUUUCGACUUUGCUCUUGACUUGAACCAUUUUCCGAUACUUUCUUGAUAGGUGAGAUACUUGUGUAGCUUUCCUUCCACCACAUACAUAUACACCUUCCUAGUGAGAUAUAUACAUGAUGACCCCACAAGAGCAAGCCGAGAUGAGAGCAUACUUCGCCUAGCUAGAUGCUCGAGAGGCCAAAAUGACCCUCCAAGACAAAGCCGAGUGCAAAUCCUACUUCAAACACCUUGAGAGCAAGAGUGAUACACACCAUGAGUCGAGUGAGGAUGUUUCGAUUUCUAACAACUUAACGUCUACUCCUCUUGUGCUGUCUUCCUCUUUGCUAGGUUUCUCGGACAUCGACGACGCCAUUGCCAUGGAGAUGAGGGACUCCACUAUAUGUGAGAUGAGCGACUCCACUAUAUGUGAGAUGAGUGACUCCACUAUAUGUGAGCGUGAUGAGUGCCUCCACUUCGAGAGCAUGAGUGAUACACCGAGUGAGAUGAGAGUGGUAGUUGAUAGGUCAUGUGAGGCCAUUUCGAAUUCUAAAAACUUACCCUCUACCUCUAGUGUGUUUCCUUGUGUCUUAUUAAGUCCCAUGGAUGACGAGACGCCGAUCAUGGAGAAGAUGUACAUGGUGCAUGAAGAUGAUGAUAUCACACCAUGCUUGUUGCUUCAAGAUGAACAUGGAGGCCACAUAGAGCCUACCUCUUCCACAACACCUACCUCAUAUGAGCGGGACUACAAAGGUACCUAUAUGGGUGUUGAUGAUGCCAUGAUCCCACUAGUGGACAUGAUGAUUUAUGAGUGCUUGCAUGAGUUGGAUGAUCCUAUUGCUAUGUCAUAUGCCUCUUUCACUUUCCCUUGUGCUACUUGUGAUACCACCAUUGUUGAUCAUGUGGAAAUAGUUGCUUGUGACAAUUUGACCAUACCAUGCUAUGAUACAAAUUUGAACAUGUUUUGUGCUACAUGCUUGCAAUAUUCUCCCAUUAGUGCAACCAAAAUGUUGAAUACUUUCUCUUCCCAAUGCUUCGUUUGCCAUAAUGUUAAUAUGCUUGUAAAUGAUAUUGCCCCCAUAGCUCUCUCACAUUUUGGAGACUUUGCAUAUAUCCAUGUUGAGCAUGUUCCCAUGUUUACUCCGCAUAUUCACCACAUCUACUAUGGUAAAUUGCUUAAUGCUAAUGGUGAUGUGCAAAAGAAUUGGACCAUCAUGAUGGAUGAUGUGUUCAUAUACCACGCACACACGUUGUUCUUGUUGUCUAACAUGUGUGUAGAUACCCAAACUCCAAUGUCAACCUCGAUUGAGCACGAGUUGACAAAAAGAGCUCUUGAGAGCAUGAUACAAGUGAGCUCCAAUGAAUGGUUUCGCUCGCACACUUCGACUACACAAGAUCUCUCAAUGAGAGCACACCGACAUCUUGCUAAGGGCUCUCGACAAGUGAAGGAACAUUCAAGCGUUGGUGUCAUCUACCUCCUCUACACAUUCACGAAGACUCAUCGUCGAGGACGACUCUUUUUCAAGUGGGGGGAGAUGAUGUAGCCCGACCUACGGUCUUCGCUUCAUCAUGUGCGUCAACGUCAAGAACCACACUCAAGUCCGAGGUCACGGAGGCAUGGAAGAGAAGAAGGAAGAAGAGCGUCCGAGGUUGCCUAGGAGAGAAGACGCCUGCCACAAGUCCAUUCGGGCCAAGGCCCAUGUACCCCUUUGUUUCCCUAAACUACCCCUCCUUAGUGGCUCCCUAUAUAUAGGCUCCCAUCUCCCCCUUCAUUAGGUAAGGAAUGAACUUGAGAGAAUUAUGCUCAUGCCUCCACCAUCCCUUUGGGAUUAGGGUAACCCCCUCCUUAGAUUACGAAAAUCUAUUGUACAAGGCACUCCCUAUAUGUUUAGUCUCUCACACUUGUGAUUCUAC